UCUGCUCGAGCUGUUAAAGUCUUGAAGGAAUGUAUACGUUUGAAACCAGAUGAUGCAACUAUUCCACUCCUUGCUGCAAAGCUCUGUAUGGGAUCUCUCCACUGGUUGGAAGAAGCUGAAAGAUUUGCCAAAACAGUUGUUGAUCUUGGGGACAAAACAUCGGAGUUCAAAGCAAAAGGCUACUUGGCACUGGGAUUGACUUACAGUCUGCAGGCUACUGAUGCAUCUUUGCGAGGGAUGCAAGAGGUCUUGCAGAGAAAGGCUCUUCUUGCAUUUCAGAGGGCUCACAGUUUGUCUCCAACAGAUCAUCUGGCAGCAUUUUACUUGGCACUGCAGCUCGCCAUAUCCAGACAGAUACCAGAAGCUUUGGGUUAUGUUCGUCAGGCUCUGCAGCUACAAGGAGAUGAUGCCAACUCUCUUCAUCUCCUUGCACUCUUGCUAUCAGCCCAGAAACACUAUCAUGAUGCUUUGAAUAUCAUUGAUAUGGCCUUGAGUGAAUAUCCAGAAAAUUUUAUAUUACUGUUUACAAAAGUCAAAUUGGAGUCCCUGUGCAGAGGCCCAGAUGAAGCACUCCUCACCUGUAAACACAUGCUCCAGAUUUGGAAAUCCUGCUACAAUCUCACUAACCCCAGUGAUUCCGGACGUGGGAGCAGCCUGUUAGACAGAGCUAUUGCUGAUAGAAGACAGCUUAAUACAAUUACAUUACCAGAUUUCAGUGAUCCUGAAACAGGUUCAGUCCAUGCCACAUCAAUAGCAGCUUCCAGAGUGGAGCAAGCACUGUCUGAGGUUGCUUCAUCUCUGCAAAGCAGUGCCCCUAAACAAGGUCCCCUGCAUCCUUGGAUGACUCUGGCUCAAAUAUGGCUUCAUGCAGCUGAAGUCUACAUAGGAAUUGGGAAACCUGCUGAGGCCACAGCGUGUACCCAGGAAGCAGCUAAUCUCUUUCCGAUGUCGCAUUAUGUUCUCUACAUGAGAGGUCAGGUGGCUGAACUUCGUGGAAAUAUUGAUGAAGCCAAACGCUGGUAUGAAGAGGCCUUAUCUAUUAGUCCUACCCAUGUGAAAAGCAUGCAAAGGCUGGUGAGUCUUGAGUCCAUGUUCAUAA
Fulmarus glacialis (Northern fulmar) is the source of this 1099-nucleotide messenger RNA. It is a transcript of the gene TTC7B, whose product is annotated as tetratricopeptide repeat domain 7B. Gene Ontology annotation, molecular function: protein binding. Lineage: Eukaryota; Metazoa; Chordata; Aves; Procellariiformes; Procellariidae. The record is from RefSeq and is a predicted model, not a curated record. Gene Ontology annotation, biological process: phosphatidylinositol phosphate biosynthetic process; protein localization to plasma membrane. The transcript has 9 exons. Gene Ontology annotation, cellular component: plasma membrane. The annotation marks the transcript as partial.